Messenger RNA from Elaeis guineensis (African oil palm), 1629 nucleotides. RefSeq names its product heat stress transcription factor B-2b. Gene Ontology annotation, biological process: regulation of transcription by RNA polymerase II. Gene Ontology annotation, cellular component: nucleus. The record is from RefSeq and is a predicted model, not a curated record. Gene Ontology annotation, molecular function: RNA polymerase II cis-regulatory region sequence-specific DNA binding; DNA-binding transcription factor activity. Lineage: Eukaryota; Viridiplantae; Streptophyta; Magnoliopsida; Arecales; Arecaceae.
CCUUCGUCGUUCCCCACCACCCUCUCUGUUUCUCUCUUGACCCAUUCCUCCGUCCCUCCUCUUCUUCCCCUGUCCUCUCUUCUUCCCCUCUCCCAAGUCCUGCCUUCUAAUAGAACCCUCCGCGAACCUUCUAGAAUCUGGAAAUCCCGAAACUAACCCACGCCUUCCCCUCCCCUCUCCAAAAACUUCCUUCUUUAGGAAAAUAAAUUCAUCUUGAGAUCCCCGCUAUCUCCCCUUUUCCAGGAAGGUUUCAAGAAAGGGAGGGAUUUAGCUUCGCCUUAGAUCUUGGAAGAGAUCGUCGGAUCGGUGUUGAGUGGCGAUGGCUCCUUAUCCUCCCCCGGUGGAGGGGGAACAGCUGGCGCCGGCGACGGUUGUGGCGGCGGUCCCGGCGCCGGCAGACGGGCAGAGGUCGAUGCCCACACCAUUCCUGACGAAGACAUAUCAGCUGGUCGACGAUCCGGCCAUAGACGACGUGAUCUCAUGGAACGAGGACGGUACCACCUUCAUCGUCUGGCGACCGGCCGAGUUCGCCCGGGAUCUUCUUCCUAAAUACUUCAAGCACAACAACUUCUCCAGCUUUGUCCGCCAGCUUAAUACCUACGGAUUUCGGAAGAUCGUGCCGGAUAGAUGGGAGUUCGCGAACGAGUGCUUUAAAAGAGGAGAGAAGCGGCUUCUGUGCGAUAUCCACCGCCGGAAGAUCACUCCCGCGGCGCCGGUCCAGGCGGCGAUCCCGAUGGCGGUCCCGGCAAACCGUGGCGGUUCGCCGGAGAACUCGGGCGACGAGCAGGUCCUCUCUUCGAACUCCUCCCCUGGAGGAGAAGGGCAGCAGCAGCCACCGGCGGUGGGGCGGGUGCCGCCGCCGGGGUGUACCAGCGCGGCGGAGUUGAUGGAAGAAAACGAGCGGCUCCGGAGGGAGAACCAGCACCUCUCGCACGAGCUCGGGCAGAUGAAAAAUCUCUGCAACAACAUCCUCCUCCUCAUGUCCAAGUACGCCUCCACCCAGCAGCAGGGCGCCGCCAUCGCCGCCGAUGGGGGCCGAGGCGGAGGCGAGUCGUCGUUGGAGGUGGCUAUGCCGCUGGAGCUGAUACCAGAGAGGUGGUCGCAGGAGGAGGAAGCGGAGGAGGCGCGCGUGAAGGCGGAGGAGGGGCCGGGCCCCACCCCGAGGCUCUUCGGCGUCCCGAUCGGGCUGAAGCGCUCCCGAGGAGCCGAUUCCGAAGGGCUGCAACAGUCGGCCCCGGAUGUGAAACGUGAGCCGUUGGAUCCCGGGGCCGAUCCGCAAGACUUGUCGCCGGACGACCGCCGGUGGCUCCUUUGCCGCCCUCGUCGGAACCAGCGGGUGUGUGCGACGGAAAGCAGGAGCACGUGACCCAAGGUCUCCAUUACGUCCUUCGCGGGCCACCUUGAUCAGAAGCCUAGAGAACUUCCUAGAAUUUUUUUUUUUUGUAGAAUAAUAAUCUGGAAAAUAUAUAUAUAUAAAAAAAAACGGAAGUGGAUUUUCCGCUCUCAAUUGGAAAGGUCGGAAGUGCUGCUGCUGGCGCCUGCCCACGCGCUAAUGGAAGGGUGAAGGCCGUCCUUUUCGCAGUCUUUUUUUUUUUUCCUUGUGUGUAAAAUGUGGUUGUUCUUGGCUUC